Molecule: messenger RNA, 1251 nt
Organism: Tetrapisispora phaffii CBS 4417
Lineage: Eukaryota; Fungi; Ascomycota; Saccharomycetes; Saccharomycetales; Saccharomycetaceae
Exons: 1
Coding region: 1-1251 (416 amino acids)
Source: RefSeq, a predicted model, not a curated record
AUGUUCUACCAGUGCAAUAAAAAUUACUUCAUACAUUGUUAUUGUGUAACAGAUAAUUAUGUUUUUUUAGUUGAAUCACCUUUUUCAAAUAAUUUUAAUUGUAAAUUAAAAUAUUUUCAUAAAGAAGAUAUUAAUAAGAAUGUUUUGAACUUACAAUUAACGAGAAAUAAAGCAUCGGUAACGUUUCCAAAUGAGGGACGUAAUUCGACGGUUAUAAAGUCCAUUCAUUUGGUCAAUGUGCCGAACUUGAAGAAAGGUAACUUAGAAAUAUGCCAUUUCUUAAUAAUCAAUAAAGGUAAUGCUAUUCAAAUAUGCUCAUUAGAUGAGUUAAUACUGUCAGUUGCAGAAACUGGUGUAACAUCCGAUACUUUCCAGCAAUGGGAAAUUACAAAUGUCAAUGUGUCCAUUACCAGCAUAUAUGCUCAAGGAUAUAAGGACAAUACGAUUAUAGUAACAUACUGUACUACAAUGUCAGAUAUUGUACAAUUUCGUUAUGAUAUUCAUAAGAAACACUUUCAAAAGAUAAAAUUGUCCAUACCAUUGAGUAAUAUAAAAGACCAAAUAAUGGAUAGUAUUAUAAAUAUUUCAGGAAUCCAGUUAGGGAUAAACUAUCCCUCUAUCGAAAACGAGUCUUUAUGGUCUACUUUAUCAUCAAGUCAAAUUAUGACAAUCUCAAGUGCUGAUAACACAAUAUAUGUUAUAGUUAAUGAUAAACUAGAAAAAUUGCCAAUUAAGUAUUAUACAGAAGGUGUAAAUUUCGAUAAUAGUAAUAAUAAUGAUAUUCAUGACGGCCAACUGGUGUGGUCUGAUGUGGUAGUAGUGAAAAAAUAUACUAAAGUUACAAAAGUGUAUGUGGUGGCCAAUGUUACAAAUAUAGGAGUGAUCUUAUUUAAAAGAUCAAAAGAUGGCUUUUGGGAUAAAGUUUGUACAUUCAAGAAACGAAAUGCAAUUACGGAGAGAGAAAAAGAAGAGUUUGAAUCAAAUGCAUUGAUUGACUGCAAAAUAUACUUAAGACAGGAUUUAAAUGUGAUCACAGUACUCAGUGGAAGUGAAUCUAACCAUUUAUAUAGAUGGGAUUAUAAUUAUAUAGACGAAACCAUAAUUGACCAUCAAAUUUACGAGAUUGAUCAUCUCAUAAAUGAUGAUGAAGAUAAUGGUGGCAUUCCAUCGUCACCAGUAUAUUGCAUAUCUGCAAACUGCAAAAAGCAGAUUUUUUUUUAUCUAGAAACAACACUUGCGUUAAUUAUAUAG